Molecule: messenger RNA, 1059 nt
Organism: Atta colombica
Lineage: Eukaryota; Metazoa; Arthropoda; Insecta; Hymenoptera; Formicidae
Gene: mRpL45
Product: probable 39S ribosomal protein L45, mitochondrial
Exons: 7
Coding region: 49-1059 (336 amino acids)
Cellular component (GO): mitochondrion
Source: RefSeq, a predicted model, not a curated record
UUGACAUAACCCUAACGUAAAACUUCUCAAGCAGUAAAAUUUCUGAAAAUGUUAUUAAGAUACGUGAGCCCCGUGUUUAUUUACAGAACAUUUUUACAGAACAAUCUACCAAUAUUAGUUGCUGCUAUUAAUUAUCCUAAUAAUUCUAUACAAGUAGCACAUAUAGCUAAGCACUGGAAUCCAAAAUGGAAGAAGGAAAGGAGACAAAAAGUCAUUAAAAUAAAACUUCCUACGUUUGAAGACGAUGACGAUGAUAUUACUAAAAUGGAUAAGGAGCAAAUACGAUCACGUAUGAAAGAGCAUGGUUUUCUACCGCAGAAACCGUGGAAAGAAAGACCAGCGUAUAUCAGCAGUACUUCAUCAAUUUUUGAAUCUUAUGUUGCUCCAGAAGGAGAUGGAAAAUACUCUGCCAUUACCAAAGAAGGAGCAAAGCAAAAAUUCACAUUUUUGGAAAAAAAGAGCAAAUCUUUUAUGGCCAUCAGAAAAAUUAAGUCAUUUGAUGAUUCCUUCAAGACAUCAUUUUUUUUAGAAGAAGCCUUAGAUAUAUAUCAAAAGGCACAUAAAGCUUUAGCUAGCAAAAAUGAAGAGGAAAUAAUAAAAUAUGUUACAGAAAUGGCAUAUCCUAAAAUAACACACAACAUAAUGAACAAAACCAUACAUUGGAACUUUUUAGAGUCUUUGGAACCAGCUCGCCUCGUGCACGCAAGGACUACAGAUAUAAUAACAAAAGAAAACGUAUUUGCACAACUUACUGUUCGAUUUCACACGCAACAGGUUUUAGCAAUUUACGAUAGAUUUGGUCGUCUUAUACAAGGAAGCGAAAUUCUGAGAAAAGAUGUAUUAGAAUACAUAGUAUUCGAAAAGCAUUUAGCUAAUGAGUAUGGUGUAUGGCGAAUUCACGGUAAGAUUAUACCAUCUUGGAUUCCGACAGAUAUAGUAGAAGGCACAUAUGUUUUACCAAAAGAGGAACAUGAUAUCGUUCCAACCGAACCGCAUCCUGUAGAAGCUACAUUAACAGAAGAUACACCAAAGGAAGCGACAAGUGCACAACCUUCAUGA